Molecule: messenger RNA, 523 nt
Organism: Galeopterus variegatus (Sunda flying lemur)
Lineage: Eukaryota; Metazoa; Chordata; Mammalia; Dermoptera; Cynocephalidae
Gene: BLVRA
Product: biliverdin reductase A
Exons: 5
Molecular function (GO): nucleotide binding
Source: RefSeq, a predicted model, not a curated record
GAAGUCCAUCAUCCAGGGAACACAUCUGUGAAGACCUUCCUCUGGUUGGUGACUCUCCGCAGCAACACAGGAUAGCACAUUCCGCUGAAGGAAGAGAGCAAGAUGAAUGCAGAGCCUGAGAGGAAAUUUGGCGUGGUUGUGGUUGGUGUUGGCAGAGCCGGCUCCGUGCGGAUGAGGGACUUGCGGAAUCCACAUGCUUCCUCAGCAUUCCUGAACCUGAUUGGCUUCGUGUCCAGUAGACGAGACCUUGGGAGCAUUGAUGAGGUACAGCAGAUUUCUUUGGAAGAUGCUCUUUCUAGCCGAGAGGUUGAGGUCGCCUAUGUCUGCAGUGAAAGCUCCAGCCAUGAAGACUAUGUCAGGCAGUUCCUUAAUGCUGGCAAGCAUGUGCUUGUGGAAUACCCCAUGACGCUGUCUUCCGCAGCAGCUCAGGAACUGUGGGAACUGGCCGAGCAGAAAGGUGACGUAUGCUCUGUCUGGAAUGUGGCUGCUCUCACUAAGGGUUUCUGCCUCCAGUAUUUCUAUG